Xyrauchen texanus (razorback sucker) is the source of this 2041-nucleotide messenger RNA. RefSeq names its product microtubule-associated protein 6a (gene map6a). NCBI's taxonomy places the organism in Eukaryota, Metazoa, Chordata, Actinopteri, Cypriniformes, Catostomidae. Gene Ontology annotation, molecular function: microtubule binding; calmodulin binding. Gene Ontology annotation, cellular component: microtubule; Golgi-associated vesicle; cis-Golgi network. Gene Ontology annotation, biological process: microtubule cytoskeleton organization; cytoskeleton-dependent intracellular transport; regulation of microtubule cytoskeleton organization. The transcript is spliced from 5 exons. The record is from RefSeq and is a predicted model, not a curated record. The coding region runs from base 314 to 1681 and encodes 455 amino acids.
GCAAAAUUUCUGGUAUUGUAACAAGGGGAGCAGGACGAACGUCGCGGGGUUUCACGAAGAUAUUUUAGGCGUAAAAAAACAGGAACUCUUCGGCGUUUUCAGUCACCGAAAUGUCUAUUCUACUUUGUGUUUAUGUUUUGUCAUCUUUGACAGCAUCCUUGUAGAGGAAAACCUUGCGAAUCGGACAAUUUGGGGUUCUGCUGCAAGGCUCGCGAGAGGGGUUACUUUACAGUUCCGCAAACAGAAUAAAGAAAGCAGCUUUGUGUAAAGGAAGCGAUUGGCAUAAUACUAGGGAACAAGUCACCAAACCAUCAUGGCAUGGCCCUGUAUCACCAGAGCCUGCUGUAUGGCUCGGUUCUGGGAACAGCUGGACAAGGCCGACAUUGCGAUGCCUCUGGUGUUCACCAAGUACUCGGACGUGUCCGAGAUGCAGCAUCUUCACCUGCAGCAGCCCGCGCAGAAGCAGCCGCAUAUGGUCGCCAUAGAAACGCAGCCGCUUCACAGCGAUCACGAUAUGGUUACCAAAGGGUCACCAGACCAAGAGGAGAAAAUCUCCAGAUCCGUGAUGCGCCAGGACUUUAAACACUGGAAAGUUCGUCCUGAGCCCAGCUGCAAGCCCAAGAACGAGUACCACGAACCAGAGGUUCCUUUUAACAACGAGACCCAAUAUCAGAAGGACUUCAAGCCCUGGCCUGUCUCAAAGAAGGGAGAUCAUCCUUGGAUUCCCAAACCCUCUCCGACCAUCUCAGAGGGCAAGGACCGAAUCCCUGACAGAUCAAAAUACACCCACGCCAACACAGAGUUGAACGGUGGGGUGGAAAAGAGCGAGGUUGCUGACAAGGUACAAGAGAAGGAGAUUCUGUCUAGUGAAAGGAAAAAGAGGCAAAGCAAGAAAGUGGUUUCUGACGUGAAGUUUGAGGGGCAAAGCGCAGAGGAUGCCAGGACUACAGAAGGGAAAGGGAGGGCGGCAGUGGAUGCUCUCAACCUGCAGAUCAAACAGGAAGUCACCUCUGGCAGCUCCUACAGGACUGAGUUCAAAGCCUACACAGACGUGAAACCUGUUAAACUCAUGAGGUCGAAGUCUCAGUAUCAGCCUCCUGAUGCGAGGACUGAUCUGCAAACCAGCUACAGUGCCACCUACAAGGGUUGCCAGGCUAAACUGCAGCCAGAUGACAACAAGGCGCUGGAGAGGAGGAGGAUUCGCACACUGUACCAUGAACCUUACAGAGAGCUUAGUAAGGUGGAGAGAACAAGUCUUCCUCACCCCAAACCAAAAAAGACCCCAGGCAAACCGCUGAAGAAGUCCAAGGAGAAGCAGGUGAUGUCGUUACGUGGUUCGAAGAAGAAGAGCUCCGAGAACCAGCCAGAGAGCAGAGUGGCGCCAGGCGACAAGGAGAAAAGUAAAGAGAUCAACAACAAACUGGCUGAGGCGAAAGAGGUUAUGCUAAAACAGUACCACUACAUUCAGCUCUGUCAGCCCAUCCGAGAUAUUGGUUGGGUGCAGACACUAAAGCAACACCUGUGGCGCUGUACACUCCCAGACCCAAGUGAUUCUGAGUCUGGGCUCGGACGAGUCAGUGAUUAUUAUUCCGCGGGUACCUCUGGAGGAGAACCACUGGUGGAACGACCAGAACCACGGAGCCGGGGAGUAGUCCGGUUUGCUCCGGAUGUCAAGUACUGACACAAAGCACAAGACCAAUCAACUCUGCUUUUCACAGAGACAAGAUGGGAGGCAGCUAUAGACAAUGAAGUAAUUACAAAUAUUUUUUGCAGAGAACGAGAGAGCACGCUGUGGAAUUAAAGUACUGUAUGUAUUUAUUGUAUGUUAUAUAUUAAGACUAAAUUAUGAGCUUCCAAAUUUGGAAAAAACGAAGAUACCUGCACUCCCAGACUGUUUGCAACAAUUGAAAUGGUGCUAUCACUUAAUUUCUCUAAUAUACUCUUUCUCAAAACAAACAAUGGUGCCAUGAUGAUCAUUUAGAUUAGCAAAUAUCAUAUGUCAUUACAUGCUUCCUUACAGUAUAACAUACUGUUUAAAAGU